AUGAAAAUCAUAAUUCUUCUUGGACUCAUAGGAGCUACAUCAUCAGCCCCGCUUAUCUCACAGCGUCUGUUGUCUGCUAGCAACAGUCACGAGUUGCUCCUGAAUCUUAAUAAUGGUCAGCUUUUGCCACUGCAAUUUCAGGGUGCAUUUAACUCUUGGAUUCCUCCCUUCCCUGGGUUUCUGCAGCAACAGCAGCCGCAGCAGCAGGCUCAGGUCUCAGGACGCCCACAGUUCCCACUCUCUGCACUAGAGAGCUUUGCUGGGCUGUUCCCAAAUCAGAUACCUUUCUCAAGACAAGUUGGGUUUGUCCAAGGCCAGGCUGCUCAACCAGAACUCUCACAGCCACAGACACCACCACAAACUCAACAGGGUGCUAACCUUAUGUCCUAUGUGGUUCCCUUCAAAGUGCCUCAAGAUCAAACAGGGAUGCUUCAGUCCUAUCCGGUGUACAUGCUCCUGCCCUGGGAGCAGCCUCAACAGGCAGUCACACCAUCCCCCCAGCAAACAGGGCAGCAGCUAUUUGAGGAACAGAUACCAUUCUAUAAUCAGUUUGGAUACAUACCACAGCAAGCAGAACCUGAGGUACGAGGAGGACAGCAGCACUUGGCUUUUGACACCUUUGUAGGCACAGCGCCCGAAACUUCUGGGAUGCCAGCAGAAGGAGGUCUGCUUUAUUCACAAAGAGAACCAAUCACCUUUAAGCAUGAUAAUGCAGGAGUUUUCAUGCCAUCAACUUCACCAAAACCCAGCACUGACAAUUUUUUCACUUCUGAAAUAGAUCCGACUAAUGCCCCAGUACUUCCAGAACAGAAGGCCAAGACUGAUAGCUUAAGAGAACCAUAA
This is a messenger RNA of Meriones unguiculatus (Mongolian gerbil), 843 nucleotides long. It is a transcript of the gene Odam, whose product is annotated as odontogenic, ameloblast associated. The record is from RefSeq and is a predicted model, not a curated record. The coding region runs from base 1 to 843 and encodes 280 amino acids. Lineage: Eukaryota; Metazoa; Chordata; Mammalia; Rodentia; Muridae. The transcript is spliced from 10 exons.